Molecule: messenger RNA, 929 nt
Organism: Cynara cardunculus var. scolymus (artichoke)
Lineage: Eukaryota; Viridiplantae; Streptophyta; Magnoliopsida; Asterales; Asteraceae
Product: protein RER1A-like
Exons: 3
Coding region: 54-704 (216 amino acids)
Biological process (GO): retrograde vesicle-mediated transport, Golgi to endoplasmic reticulum; protein retention in ER lumen
Cellular component (GO): Golgi membrane
Source: RefSeq, a predicted model, not a curated record
CCCCUGUAUCUAUCCCCAAAUCGGUUUCAUCACAUAGGAGAGACGACGGUAAGAUGAUGGAUCCCGGAGCCGGUCCCACCACAACUAUUCCCAACACCGAGGGUCUACCGUCAGUCACUCCGCUGCAGGAAACGGAGACACCUGCUGCCGCCGUGCAACGGUGGGCUUUUCUGGUGUCACAACGCUACCAACAUUUUCUCGACAAGUCAACGCCGUUCUUGCUCUACCGGUGGAUCAUUUUCUGUGCCAUCGCGAUCAUCUACGCUAUUCGUGUGUUCUUCGUGCAAGGGUUUUAUGUGGUCUCGUACGCUCUCGGGAUAUACAUCCUUAAUCUCCUCAUAGGGUUUCUGUCUCCUCAGGUUGAUCCGGAAUUCCAAGACCUUUCCGAUGGCCCCACCCUUCCUUCUCGGAGCUCCGAUGAGUUCCGCCCUUUUGUUCGUCGUCUUCCCGAGUUUAAGUUUUGGUACUCGAUAACAAAAGCCUUCUGCAUCGCUUUUGUCUUGACAUUUUUCACCAUAUUCGACGUGCCUGUUUUUUGGCCUAUACUCCUUUUUUACUGGGUCAUCUUAUUUGCUCUCACCAUGAAGAAGCAGAUACUGCAUAUGGUCAAAUACAAAUACGUCCCAUUUUCCUUCGGAAAACAGAGGUACAACGGAAAAAGGGCAUCAUCAACCGAGAGUGCAAGUCUUCUUCCCAGAGACUAAAAGAUUGAACUAUUUCAUACUUUCAUUUCCUGUACUAUCCCUUGACACACAUCUUAGUAGGGAAAGAAGUUAGCCGUAACUUUAAUGUUUUGUUCGAUCAUCUUCAUUUCGUACAGGUUUUUCGUUAGCCGUAACAUCAUAGACGAAUGAAGCUUUAGGUUUUUUUAAAGAGCUUUCGAUUUAGUUUCAUCAAAUAUUAUCUUAUUGUGGUCCCUUUUGGCAAAU